Messenger RNA from Crotalus tigris (Tiger rattlesnake), 603 nucleotides. RefSeq names its product zinc finger protein 572-like. The record is from RefSeq and is a predicted model, not a curated record. Lineage: Eukaryota; Metazoa; Chordata; Lepidosauria; Squamata; Viperidae. Gene Ontology annotation, cellular component: nucleus. Gene Ontology annotation, molecular function: RNA polymerase II cis-regulatory region sequence-specific DNA binding; DNA-binding transcription activator activity, RNA polymerase II-specific. The coding region runs from base 1 to 567 and encodes 188 amino acids. Gene Ontology annotation, biological process: regulation of transcription by RNA polymerase II. The transcript has 2 exons.
AUGCAUACAGGGGAGAAAUCUUUUGAAUGCCUUGAUUGUGGAAAAAGUUUUAGUCAGAAUGACAGCCUGUUGACUCACCAGAUGACUUGUAUUAGGAAGAAAUGGUAUGAAUGUCCUGAUUGUGGGAAAAGUUUCAGACAGAAUUCCAACCUGGUUAUACACCAGAGGACCCACAACAACAGGACUCACACAGGAGAGAAACACUUUGAAUGUGUUGAUUAUCGGAAAUGUUUCACUGGAAAUUCCUACUUUGGGAGUCACCAGAGGACUCACACAGGAGAGAAACCCUCUGAAUGUCCUGAUUGUGGGAAUAGUUUCAGCGAGAAUUCCCACCUAGUCAUACGUCAGAGGACUUAUACAAGAGAGAAUCUUUUUGAAUAUCCUUAUUGUGGUAAAGAUUUCAGUUACAAUUCCAGCCUGUUGACACACCAGAGGACUCACACAGGAGAGAAACCCUUUAAAUGUCCGGAUUGUGGGAAAAGUUUCAGUGAGAAUUCCAGCCUGGUGAAACACCAGAGGAUUCACACAGGAGAGAAACCAUUUGAAUGUACUGAUUGUGGUAAAUAACAAUUGUGGUAAUAACAAUUCCAGCCUGGUGAGACA